Molecule: messenger RNA, 1568 nt
Organism: Helianthus annuus (common sunflower)
Lineage: Eukaryota; Viridiplantae; Streptophyta; Magnoliopsida; Asterales; Asteraceae
Product: protein MODIFIER OF SNC1 11
Exons: 7
Coding region: 1-882 (293 amino acids)
Biological process (GO): poly(A)+ mRNA export from nucleus
Cellular component (GO): nucleus
Source: RefSeq, a predicted model, not a curated record
AUGCCGCUUGUGAUGGAUGCGAGGUUUGUGGCAUUCGAGAGGUUUGUGUGGAAUUUGGUGACAUUAUCGAAUAAUACUCGAUCUCGUUCUUUUGUGGAUUUAUUUGAUACGAGUUGUCGUGGUCGACCGGCUGAUCAUUUGCAAAAACGGGUGGUUCAGACAAAACACGUUUGUGUUGUUGGGAAACACGAUCACAAAUUAGGGCACGUAACGCAUCCUCUUCAAUGGCGACGGAGAAUACGACGGCGACGGCGACGGCGACGGCGACGGCGACGGCGACGACGAAGACCGGCGACCAACCGGAAAAGCACACCAGCCACGGCUCCAUCCACAACAACCGAAAACAUCUCAACGGAGAACCUAACAACUUCCACCACCGACAAAAACAACGGUGAUUCCGUCGAAACAAACUCGAAUAUCAAUGAUUCAGUAACCGUUACGACGGAAGCUGGUGAUAGAAACAGCACCGAAGAAGGUGAUUCGGCUACCGAUGAUACUCAGCGGAAGAUCCGCCGUGCGGAGCGGUUCGGUUUGCCGGUUCAGCUUUCGGAAGAAGAAAAACGGAAUUCUCGUGCGGAGAGGUUUGGUACUGCUGGUACAACACCUGGAUCACAAGGGUCGGAUACCACAAAGAAAGCUGAGGAGCUAAAACGGAAGGCUAGAGCAGAUAGAUUCGGUAUCACACAAUCAACACCUACUGAAGAAGAAGAGAAAAAGAAAGCUAGACUCUCUAGGUUUGGAUCAUCUUCUAAAGCUGAUCCUAUAGAGGAAGAGAAAAAGAAAGCAAGGGCACUAAGGUUUUCUGGAACACCGGCACCUGGAAAUGGAAAAAUUGAACCAAAGGCGGCGACCAUUGCUGGCAAGGCAGGUGGAGAGGCAUGAGUUAUGGUGCUUCUCAUAUAUUAGGUUUAGUGAGGAUCAGUAAAGCUGGCGUGCCCGACUUAAUUAAUAGUAAUGUUCUUGUGUCUCCUACUCUCCCAAACUAAAACUAAGAAGGAUAUCAAAAGUAAUAAUCAUGAAUUAAUCAACGGUGUUUCAUUGUAGGAGAAUAUGAUUCAUAAGAAGUAACUAGAACUUAAGCUUUUCACUUUAAUUUCAAAUCUCACUAUCUAGUCUAGCAUCAUUGUGUCCAUGAUUUUGGUGAAUUAGCUGCAUUUUUUUGACCUGCCGUGAAUCUAGGUAUUUUGAGUUAUCAUUUUGCUAUUCAGUGUUUUGAUGCAUCUUCAGGUAAUGAUGGUUACAUAUUCGGGCUGCAUUUCACGCACACCAAGAAUCAUGGUCAUACGAUGUUAGAUUAGUAGUGAACUGAUUUACUGUAUUUGUGAUUAGAACUUGAAUAUUUGCUUACAACGGUAGAACACGACGGUGGUUAUUUGGUUGAGACAUUGGCAGGAGAUUGCUGUUAAUGUUGUCGGGCCGCUAGUUUUAUCUGCAGGUAGGUGUUUAGUAAGAACUGUAGCAACAAGGGAAGGACCAUAAUGUUAAAUGACAAUGAUGGUUAUGUUUAUGUAUGCUCUAGCGUUUUGAUAACGUUUUGUUUUCAUAAAAAAUGACCACUUUAUGCCCAA